This is a messenger RNA of Pyricularia pennisetigena, 1095 nucleotides long. RefSeq lists its product as uncharacterized. The transcript is spliced from 4 exons. Gene Ontology annotation, biological process: mRNA catabolic process; negative regulation of translation. Bases 1 to 1095 code for a protein of 364 amino acids. NCBI's taxonomy places the organism in Eukaryota, Fungi, Ascomycota, Sordariomycetes, Magnaporthales, Pyriculariaceae. Gene Ontology annotation, cellular component: CCR4-NOT complex; P-body; CCR4-NOT core complex. The record is from RefSeq and is a predicted model, not a curated record.
AUGAUGCAAAACCCGUAUCUAUAUGCUCACCACCAGCAGCACACCCCGCAGGGUGACUCUGCGUGGAUGCACCAGCAGACUACGCAUCACCAGCAUGCCCAGCAGGCCGCCGCCGCCGCCGCCGCAUCUGUCGCCCAACAGCACCAUUACAGCCGCAUCGCCUCGGCACACUCGGCAGCAAAUGCGGCCGGUCUGGUCUCGGCCGCCCACGCCGUCGGCCAGGAGAGUGGCAUGGACGCCGGGGUAUCCGAGGACAAUCGCAGGACACUGGCCUACAUCGCUGACCUGCUAAACGAAAACACCCGUGAGGCCGCGCUGCUCGAGCUCAGCAAGAAGCGCGAGCAGGUUCCCGAGCUAGCGCUUAUCCUGUGGCAUUCGUUUGGCGUCAUGACCUCGCUGUUGCAGGAGAUCAUCUCAGUCUACACACUGCUUAACCCAUCCCAGCUUACCGCGGCGGCUUCCAACAGAGUCUGCAACGCCUUGGCCCUAUUGCAAUGUGUCGCAUCCCACAACGAGACUAGAACUCUCUUCCUGAAUGCGCACAUUCCUCUGUACCUAUAUCCGUUCCUCAACACAACGUCGAAGUCAAGACCCUUCGAGUACCUGCGUCUUACUUCACUCGGCGUUAUUGGAGCACUCGUGAAGAAUGACUCUUCUGAAGUCAUCAACUUCCUUCUCACAACUGAGAUCAUCCCUCUCUGCUUGCGGAUUAUGGAGACUGGCUCGGAGCUUAGCAAGACCGUAGCCAUCUUUAUCGUCCAGAAGAUUUUGCUGGACGACAAUGGGCUCAACUACAUCUGCGCGACCUAUGAACGCUUCUACGCUGUUGGCACUGUCCUCAGCAACAUGGUGGCUCAGCUCGUCGAGCAGCAAACGGCGCGCCUUCUCAAGCAUGUUGUCAGGUGCUUCCUGAGAUUGAGUGAUAAUGCCAGAGCCCGCGAGGCCCUCCGACAAUGCCUUCCAGACCCCCUUCGAGAUGCCACGUUCUCCUCAGUUUUGCGCGACGACGCCGCUACAAAGCGCUGCCUCACUCAACUUCUAAUCAACCUUGCCGACAAUGGGGGCGAGCCGGGAACCGGACACCACGGCCUGUGA